UGCCACAUCCGAUUUCAGAAAUGCCCUUGAAAAAUUCCUGUCAGACAGUGGGCUGAUCUCUACUUUUGUCGGAAAGGGUUUUAUUCUUUAAAUGUCCAAAUUGUUUCUAAUGACAAAGUGAUUUACUCAGUAGAUGCAGGUUGGUUUGGUUCAGCUCAUGAUGUGCGUGUCUGGAGACAAAGUCAGGCAAAAGCUGAUCUAGAGAACCAUGAAGAACCUCAUGAGUUCCUUCUGGCAGCUGACAUGGCUUACCCUAUAAGUCUCAAGGUACUCAAGCAUUAUGAGAGUCCAUCGACGCGUCAGGAGCAUCAUUUCAACAAGAUUCUCAAUGGUCUCCGCACUCUAAGCUCAGAAUGUGUAUAUGCAAGAUUAAAGCAGAGGUUUCCUAUCCUUAGAGAAAUGCGAUGUAACGUGAAAAACUCUCAGAGGAUAGUGCUUGCUUGCUGCAUACUUCAUAACAUGGCAGAACAUUCCUUUGACGAAGUACCUUUUGAGAUCGAUGAGAAUGAUCCUUUUGGCCGACCUCUUCCUAGAACUGAGGUGGACAUACCUCAGACUGUAAGACAGACUGAGAACUGCGCAAUCAUUGAAGCCCGGGCUCAGAGGGAUCGGUAUAAGGAAAUAGUAUGGAAUAAUCGUCAUAACCGUCAGUGUUGAAACCUAUAUCCUGUAAUCAGAUAUGUCUAGUCAAUUGAA
Messenger RNA from Eurytemora carolleeae, 696 nucleotides. RefSeq lists its product as uncharacterized. The transcript has a single exon. The record is from RefSeq and is a predicted model, not a curated record. Bases 244 to 657 code for a protein of 137 amino acids. Lineage: Eukaryota; Metazoa; Arthropoda; Copepoda; Calanoida; Temoridae.